CGAGAGUUCAGGGAGAGCGUGUGGGAAAGCCCUCCGAAGAUGUCGGGCUCAGCAUCUGAGCGUUCUGAGGCCAGCCUGCCAGAGAAGCCCACCUGCAACGCCUCUGGUGCGGUGCUGCUGGCACACAAGGGGUCCAGGUCUAGGGAGCGCCAGCCACCAAGGAGCAAGCACCAAGGGCUCCUACCGUGUCACGGCAGGCAGCAGCUUGCUGCUUGCUGCUGCCAGCGUCAUAAUGGGCAAGCCAGCGCUGGCCGUGUGGCAAUGGUGUCACAAUGGGUUGGUUUGUGAUGCGGCCGCCCAGGAGCAGUAUAAAAGGGGCUGCGUGCUGCUGGGUCCUGCAUCCUGAAGAGCAGCCAGCAGAGGACUGGAAGCGUCAGGAAGGGAUGAGCUCCCACAUGGCUGUCGCCAACAAGGAGCAACCCGCUGUCGUGAGACGGACCAAGAUAAGGUUCUGGGAGGAUGGCCCCUCAACGCACUAUGCUUUGAGAAUGCCAAAUGUCACCACCAAAGAGCGAGUAGCUGUCUGGGAUGCGGUGGCCAUCUACGUGCAACAGCAUCUCCUGCUGCGCAAGGGGGUCCGAAUUCCAUCCCUCGGCUCCUUCGACAUCGUCUGCAAAUGGUUCAAGGCUAAGGGUGAGACUGUGAUUGUGCAGUGGCCUGAGUUUCGCCUGGCCAGGAACCUUGUGGAAAAACACAACCUUGUGUACGAUAAAGAAUACCUGCCAGGCCAUAGGGAGGUGGAGCCCCUCAAAUGCGCUGAGGUGGCCACAGCCGCAUCAGUGUCCUGGCAGACAGGGGAGGCCUGCAUAUACGGCACCACAUCCCUCGUCUCCCACUGCCUGACGAAGGGGGAGAACAUUGCCUUUGUCCUGAAGGACAUAGGAGUUCUCCUCAUUGAUGGAACACGAGUUCAAAUGAAAUACUACCGCAACUUCCUGGAGAGGAUUUGUGGGAAGGAGGACUUAAAAAUAGCUCUUUCCAAGGUCCCCUGCUUGAGGGACAUGGUGGUUUCCCGGGUGGCGGUGUUGGCCUCCCUGACGUUCUCCGGACGGGUCAUCGUCUUUCCCAAGUUUCAACAGGAGUUCGUACCAAAACCACCUCCCAGGAAACCCCGCGAGGCCUCAGAAGUCCCUCCGGACCAGGGCAAGAAAGGGACAUUCCCUGAAUUGCCUCCCUUGCCCGGCUGCGUCCGUGUUACUUUUCUACAAGACCCGGGAUCCAGGAAGAAAUCAGGUGUCACCACCAAGAAGUCCAGGUGA
Messenger RNA from Gallus gallus (chicken), 1259 nucleotides. Its product is annotated as coiled-coil domain-containing protein 81-like. The transcript has 7 exons. Gene Ontology annotation, cellular component: centrosome. The coding region runs from base 273 to 1259 and encodes 328 amino acids. The record is from RefSeq and is a predicted model, not a curated record. Lineage: Eukaryota; Metazoa; Chordata; Aves; Galliformes; Phasianidae.